AGAGAUGGCCUCUUCCGGUGCAACCGAAGAAAAUGAAACUCAAUUUGCUACCCCUGAUGUCUUUCAUAAUGGCGAACAUGACAUUGGAAAUCAAGAAUCUAAUGAGUCAAUACGGACAUAUUUGUCUUCAACCGUGUACGCAGAGGAAGAAUUGGAAAAUUUAGUAGAAAUGGUUCAACGCAUGACUACUUUAUACUCUCUUGAUCACAGUGAUUGGAGUGAAAAUACGCUUAACAUAAUAAGAAUUUGGUUACUAAAGCCGAGUAAACCAAUGCUAACGGUGUUUUACGACUCCAAUAUGAUAACUGCCUGUCUAGGAUUUCCAGUAGCUCCUAUUCUCGAUAUAAGUUACUUUGUGCGAUCGCCAAAUCAAAUCUUUACCUGUGAUUCAUUUCACGAUUAUGUUAAUUUUGGAACUAUUCACAACGAUGUAGAUGGCUGCCUACUUCGAGUUUUGGAGUUAGCGUACGCACCUGUAUUUCGAAAUCAUACAGAAUGGGAUGACAAUAUUAAGCAGCGUUUUUGCAAAGCUUUGGACAAAUUUCUCGUUUACUUAACUGGAAUGCACUUUAAAAUGUCGGGUAUGACGGUUUUGUAUGUUCCAUAUAUUGUUAGACAAAUUCCAAGGGAAAAUAUUUCAUAUGAUCCCGAGUUUGUUAAGAACCUUGAAUCGAUUUCAGUUUUCUGGGCAACACAGAUUCGAACACUUCUAAACGAUAAGACAAUGAACGUUCCCAAUGACUUCGUUAUUUUAGAAGAUGAAUAUGAAUUUUGGUUAUACCGAUUUGAAGUUUUACAGGCUUUAAACACCCAGUUGGAACAGGUCGAUGUACAGAGUAUCAUCAAAAUACUACGAAAUUCCCAUUCAGUGUACAUUAAACAAAUUGAUGAACUUAUUUAUGAGUCAAGCUACGAAAUGGAAAGGGCUAUGUCAAACAUACAAUUUCUGCAUCUUCUCAUGGAUCCAUGUGCCGAAAUUAAUCUUACUGAUAGCCCUAUAGUGUUAUCUCAAUUAUUGCCGAGGAUAAUUAAUUUAAUACAUUUUAUUUGGCUAAAUUCGGAACAUUACAAUAGACGCGACUUGAUAACAGGUCUUUUUCGAGAUUUAAGUAACAGAAUAAUACGUUUUUGUACUGAAAUGAUCAAUUUGGAUAAGAUACUUACUGGCAGUUCGAGAUUUGGAAUUAAGGUUUGUAACUUAUCUCUUAAUUGUUGUCUUACCUAUAAAGGUAUAUAUAGCUUUAUGGCAAAAGAAAAUGGGAAAUUUGAUAGUAACUUAAGUUGGAAUUUAGAUAAUGCUAUGAUAUUCAAUCACGUUGAUGCUUUUAUGGAGCGAUUAAAUGAUGUGAUCGACAUAUGCGAGUCUAUGAUUGUAUUUGGACGUUUGGACGAGACUGAAAGCAUUCCAAAGCCCCAAUUCGGAGGUACUAGUGGACCAGAAUUUGAAAAAACAACUGAACAAGUUGAGACCCAGUUUCUUGCUACCUUAACAGCUUUAAAUACAGAUGCAAAAGAGUUAAUACUUAAUGUUCAUAAAAAUGAUUGGUAUGAAGAAGUUCUGAAAUAUCGGCGAACUGUUCGAAGCAUGGACGAGACUGUGCAACGACUUAUGUCGAAUGUUUUUCUAAAUGUGUGCAACGUUGAAGAAGCUAUAGAAUCCCUUAAUGUGAUGCUUUUCUAUUCAUACCGAAGUUCUAUUAGAAAAUCAUAUUUGCGGCAAGUGACAGAGGUGUGGCAAUUAUUUUGUAAUGAAAUGGACUCAACUUCCCACAGCCUAAUGGAUCGUAGCAAAUUACAUGAAACUUGGGUGCCAUACUAUGCUUCUAGGGCUAUUAGCUACCGCAUCAAUAUAGAAAGAUUAACUUGGCUUCGAAAUCGACUAAGUUCAUGUGAAUGGUUACCAAAUGUAUCCGAAGCCUUAAUUGCAUUAAAUAUGUUUGAAAAUUUGAGAAAAGAGUUUGAUAAGGAAAUGCGGAAGUCUUAUGACGAAUGGCAAAAGACCUGUUGUAGCCCCGCGUUAAAUCAAAAACUCGAUCGAUUUUUACUUGCUCGAAGUAAGAAAAAGAAGGGCCUUCUUGAGUGUAAUGUAGACCCAAGUAUUUUAACUAUUUGCGAGCAAGCCCAGCACUUUUCACGUCUUGGAUUUACGGUCCUAGGGCCGGUCCGAAAGAUUUUUGAAAAACAAGAUACCCUUAGAUUUGUUUACAACAGUGUACUGCAAGUUUGCUUAGAUUAUAAUCAUAUUUUGGCAGCGUUAUCUGAACAGGAGAGAAAGUUUUUUCGAUCUCUUAUACAAGCUUGUGAUCGAAAGAUUGCUCCAGGAGUUUUUAAAUUAAGUUAUGGAGGGGAUCUAAGUGAUGCGUAUAUCGCAGAUUGCGCUAAGCAUACGACAAAACUACAAGAGACGAUGGACAUAUAUAAACGGGCGAAUAAAAAUAUUGCUCGAGCCUGUGAAAAGAUUUGCAAUACACCAAUGUUAAAAUUUACCUUCACGGGUGCAGUUGCUAUAUCAAUUUUUGAAAGUCACAUAUCUAAUUAUAUUAGGCGUGUAAGUAAUGUACUUCGAGGAUCUUAUAAUACAAUAACGGAUUUACUAUUUGCUGUCUUUAUGAAGUUUCAGCCUGUUAUCGAGGAU
Messenger RNA from Drosophila navojoa, 2635 nucleotides. RefSeq lists its product as uncharacterized. The record is from RefSeq and is a predicted model, not a curated record. Lineage: Eukaryota; Metazoa; Arthropoda; Insecta; Diptera; Drosophilidae.